UUCGCCCGUAGUCAGCUGGGAUAGGCUCCAGCUUGCCUGCGACCCUGUAGAAGGAUAAAGCGGCUAGAGAUAAUGAGAUGAGAUGAUAUAUGCUUACUGUACAAGUCCCAUUCUGAUUUUAUCUCCAGGAGGAACUUGAUGAAGUUGUAUCUCUAAAGAAAUGUCAUAGAAUAUGACCAGUCCACAAUUACACAUGUGCAUAACUGAUGUCCAAUUUUACAUGCAGUGCAUAUGAAGUUAUAUGGAGCUACAAUUACUGAAACUCCAGAGGAGACUGAACUGUGUUUUGAAGAAUAUUUGUUCUUAAAAAAAAGUUUACCCAUGUAAUGAUGUAUUCAAUGUUUGUGUAGAUGUGUGUCAGAACAGGACAUAAUCUGUACAUGUUAGAUGUUAAUAAAACUGAAUAUGUACAUUAGACUCAAUCAAAUGAUUACUAACGGACUAAAUCCUGAGCACUAAGCAAUAAAACACUUGACUACAAAUGCAAGUACAAGCGAUCAAUUGCACAAAUUUAUGCAUCAAGUAUAUACAGUAGGGGUGUAAAGAUAAAUCGAUUUGGAUCGGUUAUCGGUCUGUGACCUAUGCGAUCCGAGUGCACCGGUCAGUGUAACCCUGAUCGGAUGAAAUGUACUAAAAACGGUCCGAUUAUCCGGAUUUAUGGCAGCGAAUCGGUUUCCAGCUCCAGUGGCCCAUACAUGUCAUUGUUGCCUUUGAUUGUUGUGCCACCAAAGACACUGAAGGACAACUGUCUCUGCUAUAGUCAGGUUUAUCAAUCUGUCCUCUUUGCUGUCGUUUCUGGUGCAACUUGGUGUGUGUGAGCUCUCGCAAGACUCUAGUCUUGACCUUUUAUGGUACCUGUGACGUUGGCCGAUUUAGUUGAGCAGCGCAACGUGUUAACAUGUCAGGCAACGGGGAUGAAAUUUUUAGUGCUUCACACCUAAAGUCGAAGGUUUGGAAAUCAUUUGGCUUUUUAAAGAAGGGUGGAAAGCUAGACAAAAGCCAUGCAAUUUGCAGACUUUGUAGAGCAACCAUAAAAUACACUGGAAGCACGACAAACCUCAACAAUCACCUGGCAAGACGGCAUGCUGGGGCUGAUGCGGGUGAACAGGAGGCUAGUGGUGCUAGCACAGCAAGAACGGCCAGCACGGACAAGAGUGGACAGGACAAAGACAAUAAAACACAGGCAUUUUUCCAAUCUCAAUUCAGCCACAACUCGGCAAGGGCCAAAGCGAUAACGGCAUCUAUCGCUCGUUUUAUUGCGCAAGACUUGCGACCAUAUAGUGUGGUUGAAACCAGAGCCUUUCAGGACAUGGUAAAAACUAUGGAGCCAAGGUAUAAGGUACCUUCCAGACAACAUUUCGCUGAGAGGUGUGUGCCUGAAAUGUACAACAAGAUAAAGGACAAAGUAAAACAAGAACUUUUCCUAGCAGAGAGAGUGGCAAUUACCACCAAUGCGUGGACUUCGUGUGCAACGAACUCGUAUGUGACAAUUACGGCACAUCAUAUUUCUCCAGACUGGGAAUUGCAAAACCAUGUCUUACAAACCAGAAUCUUCAACGAUAGUCACACGGGAAGAAAUAUAGGUGCUUUGCUGAAGGAAGCAUGCGCUGAUUGGAACAUUUUGGAUAAAAACCCAGCUCUUGUAACUGACAAUGCCAGAAACAUGAUUGUAGCUGGAGUUGAACCUGAAAUUAGUCCUCACCUUACCUGCUUUGCACACAUGUUAAAUUUAGCGUCACAGAAGGCUUUUCAAGUGGACACAGCUGCAAGGUUGCUAGGGAGAAUAAGGAGGAUUGUUGGAUUUUUGCAUCGCAACAUCAGAGGUGCUGACCUCCUCCGUGAGAAACAACAGCACCUAUGUUUGCCUAACCACAAACUCAUACAUGAUGUGUGCACUCGAUGGAAUAGCUCCUUUGAAAUGGUGCAGCGGUUCCUGGAGCAACAGCCAGCAGUGUUUGCCACUCUCAUGUCGAAGGAGCUCAGGAAAGGAGAGGAGGUGAACACUCUUAAUGAGAGAGACAUUUGCAAUGCUGAAGAUAUUGUUAAACUGAUGGCUCCAGUAAAAGUUGUGACCACAGUCAUGUGUGAGGAGGAGCAGCCAACAAUCUCAAUGAUUGCCCCACUCAAGGCCAAACUUGACAAGCGCUUUGAGGCUACUGAUGAAGAUACAGCUCUCAUCACUGAGAUGAAAAGGGCCUUCAAUAAUGACUUUGAGAAGCGAUAUACACAUCUCCAUGACCUCCUUUACACAGCAUCAGCUCUUGAUCCACGCUUCAAGACAUUGCCCUUUCUGACUGACGAUGACACAGAGAGGAUCUUGACAAGCCUUUCGGUUGAAGCUGCAGCCAUUAACAACAAGGUAAGAAACGUUUUUAUUGAGGUUACAUCCACACGACAACGGCAACGAGAUGUUAUUUAAAAAUAUAUCGCGUCCAAAUGGGCAACGAUCAGUAAAAUAUCAGGUCCAUAUGGCAACGCAACGCUUGCUGAAAACGAUGCAAUACACAUGCCACACCUCUAGCGGCACUGUAAGACGGUCCCUUUGGAGACACCAGAACAAUAGAAGUAGUAAGGACGCAUGCGCAUAAACUAUUAUGCGCGAGACUUCAUAUUAGCCACAAAGUCAGGAAAAUCUGUUCGUAAAAUUACAUUAUAAUGACCAAAUACAAUGAAAAGUAUUUUUCCAGUCUCACCUGUGAAAGGUAAUCCCAUGUGAUCUCGUUUGGACGGCAAACCUGUUGGUACAGUUAAACGCAGCUAAUCUUUAUUCUCCGCUUUGACCUAUCCAAUAUGGCGGCGAGGAUGACGUAUGAUUCUAGGCGGAAGGCGGCGUCUUUAAUGGUCCGGAAUAAAUUGAAUGCUACACGUUGAUGGAUUAAUUUGUUGUUUUUCACCUGUGAAAGGUAAUCCCAUGUGAUCUUGUUUGGACGGUAAACCUGUUGGUACAGUUAAACGCAGCACAUGAAUCUUUAUUCUCCGCUUUGACCUAUCCAAUAUGGCGGCGAGGAUGACGUAUGAUUCUACGUGGAAGGCGGCGUCUUUAAUGGUCCGGAAUAAAUUGAAUGCUACACGCUGAUGGAUUAAUUUGCUCUUCUACCCCCUUUUUGAGGAAUGUAUUGUAGGACUUAAACCAUCAUCUGAAGAGGUGAGAUCGCUCCUUUUUUUCCCUAUUUUUGCUGGCGAGAUUGACUCUGCCCUAAGGGCAGAGUCUCUCUCUCUCUCACUUUGCACCAUUACACAAUAAAUAUUCACAGUGAAAAUAUUUUGUAAGCGCGUUUCAUGAACCAAGAUAUAGGAUUUGUUGACAACUCGCAUCGAGUACGUUACACUUCUACCCGGCGUGAAGCACUGACAGUCAUGUGGUUGUGACAUCAUCGUAAACAAAUCCGUUCUACUCAUCCAGACGACUUCACAACGGCAACGUUGCCAGAUCUUUCCACUCUGGAACCUGUUCUCAAAAAGAUUGCGUUUUGGGCACCCCAAACGCCGGUGCCGUGUGGACGCCAGGCCUAAACGAUAAGCAAUUGUAUCGGAGUCACCUGAAUCCGUUGCCGUGUGGACAGGGCCUAAGUUAGAACUUUUUUGUUGUGCUGUGUUACCAUUUCUUGCACUCUGCACAUUUAAUUUUUUGUGACUGCUGGUGUUUAAUUGUUAAGGAAUGUUAGGAAACAUCACAUGAGGACAAUCAGGGACAGCCAGUUCAGGGAGCUGAAGGGCAGACAGAGCUGCUGACAGACCCUGGGCAAGGCAAUCCGGAACGUGUAGUUUGUUCCCAGAUCCAGGAUACACAGAAAGAUGAUGACCAGCCUCCCUGUAAGAAGAAAAGAAAAGGUGCAGCGCUGGACCUACUGUUUGGAGAGACCUUCGAAGUGAAAGCAGCAACAAGAUCUUCAAACGAGAAGACGGCCAGUGAUGAAGUUAUGAGGUACAGACAGCGUAAUACAUUGCCCCUCAAGGACAACCCACUGCAAUGGUGGAAGGAACAAUCAGACCUCCCACUGCUGUCAUCUCUUGCGAAAAAAUCUCUCUGCAUACCAGCAACCAGCAUAGCAUCAGAAAGAGUUUUUAGCACAGCAGGGGAUGUCGUUUCAGUUCAACGCAGUGUUCUCAGGCAUGAUCAUGUCGAUCAGCUGAUUUUCCUCAAAAAGAAUCUUGACAAGUAUGAAUAAAUUCUGAGCUGUGAGAUGUAAACAGAAGUCAUAAGCACACACACACAAACCAACUCAGGCAGACACACACUAUACUUUUGCUGUAAAGCAUUGAUGAUUUCAGACAGAAAAAAAUGUUAUGAGAUGGAGAGAAAGUAAUAGUUUUUGUUUAGUGUUUGGAGCUUUUUCUUAUUUUCUUUUUUUUGGUAAGAAAAGCUAAUUACAAACAUGUUGCAUACUGAAGUCUAUGUCUAGCAAUGAUAUAUUGCACUUGUUUUACAGUUACUGAAACUCACAUGAGUGACUGAAGCAGUAAUCAUUCUGAUUGUUGCCUUUAAUAGGUAACUUGCUAUAGGCUACUUUUAUUUUUGAUAUCUAACCUUAUUAUUUUGUGGUCUUUGAGGGAAAGUCAGUAUGUAUUGUAUUUUAAGUAUGAGCACAGUUCGAAAACCUGUUAAGUGAGGCACACCGGAUUUCCAGUUUUGUGUUUUGUAAUGUAUCCCAGCAUUACUAAUGUAAUUUAUGUAAAGUAUAAAUAAACAAAAGGAUACUGUUUUGAAAUUUCA
This is a messenger RNA of Neoarius graeffei (lesser salmon catfish), 4714 nucleotides long. RefSeq names its product E3 SUMO-protein ligase ZBED1-like. The transcript has 2 exons. Gene Ontology annotation, molecular function: DNA binding. Lineage: Eukaryota; Metazoa; Chordata; Actinopteri; Siluriformes; Ariidae. The record is from RefSeq and is a predicted model, not a curated record. The coding region runs from base 899 to 2419 and encodes 506 amino acids.